AUAAACUCUUGAUUAGUUAACUUUGACAUAACAGUUUAAUCAUAUGUUAUUUUCUAAAAUUUUAUUUUAUUAUUAGACCACACAUUAUGAAAUAGUUAUGUAACAAAAUUCUAUAACAAUUACAUAAAUUAAAAAUUUAUCAAUGUUAAUUACUAUAACUUAAUUUUAUUAUUAGACCACACAUUAUAAAAUAUUUAUGUAAUAACUUUCUAUAACCGUUACAUGAAUUUUCCUUAAUGAUUUAUACACUAUGUAAAGUUUACGGAAAAAGAAUCAUUUAAUGUGUAUUAAUUUUAAAAACAUAAUAUUUAGUUUUCCAUAAUGAUUAAACACUCCAUAAACCUUAUGUAGAAACUGUUGAAUUAAACAAAAUGAUUACAUAUGUUAUUUGUAAUGAUCAAAACAUUACGUGAAACUCAUAUAUAUCAUUUAAUGUGUAUAUAUAUUAUCUAAAUAAUUUUUUGAAUUAUUUAAUUUAAACUAUAUUAUUAGUUUCUUAUCGUGGCGGAGCGAAGGCCAAAAAAGUAAUAUUUUUUUAAUUGUUAAACAUACAAAGGUAUGUUUCCUUCAGAAUGGAUGGUGGGAAUUGGGUUAUAAAACAGCGGCAUAAGCAUAAUUAAUCCUCCAUGGUUAUCUUGUGGACCCUCAGCCAGCCAGUACCUUUUUCAAUAAUUGUGUUCCUCUCUUUCUAAUUAAAAACUAAUUGCUUUAUCAAUUAAAAUAGUGCAGGUGACAUUAGAGAUCCAUAUAUCGAGCUGCAAAUUGCUUUCCGAAUAGUCAAUUAAAGAUCAUCGACCCCAUCGAUCAUCAACCCGGUGGGGAUCGAUUCAUUCAAUUCCCCGCCCAUAUUCAUCAUUAUUAUCUAUCCUCCUGAGCAUCACCAUCCGCAUCCGCAUCCACACCUAAAUCUCCCAUCUCCCCACCUUCCCAAUCGAUCAAAACUGUACACAACACACAGAAAAUUAAAGCCUCAACUGAUCAGAUCGACCGUAGAAAAAAGACACAACCAUGGACGACGAACUCAAGAACUUCACCAAGGUAUGGACAUGGGCGUUCCUCUGCCUAACCUACGCAUACUUCAUCUCCUCAAAGCUCCCAAAAGGCCUCCUCCGCCUCAUCUCUCUCCUCCCCGUCCUCUACCUCUUCACCGUCACCUUCCCUCUCUCCCUCCACUCCGUCCACCUCGGCGCACCCACCGCCUUCUUCCUCUCCUGGCUCGCCACCUUCAAGCUCCUCCUCUUCUCCCUCGACCUCCCCCCUCUCUCCCCGCCGCCGCCCUCCCUCCUCCACUUCACCUCCCUCGCCUCCCUCCCCGUCAAACUCAAACCUCGAGAGAAUGAUUCGAAGUUCUUGCAGAGUACUGAAACCAUACAGUACCAGAUACGGGAUAGAUCUUCCAAAGAACAGACGACCUUCUUGCCUAGACCGUCGAUCUUGUUCGCUCUCAAGUUCAUCCUGCUCCUCGCGUUGUUUAACGUCUACGACUACCGCCCCUUCAUUCACCCUCUCCUGAUCCACGCCCUCCAUUGCCUACACCUCUACCUGGAGCUCGAGUUUUUCUUGACUCUCGUCGCGGUUCCAGCUCGAACUUUAUUAGGAUUCGAGCUGGAACCGCAGUUCGACGAGCCCUACCUCUCCACCUCCCUCCAGGAUUUCUGGGGAAGGAGGUGGAACCUCAUCGUGACCGGCAUCCUGCGACCGACAGUUUACCUUCCCGUUAGACGUGUCGGUGAGGGUGUGGUCGGGAGGAGGUGGGCCGCGCUGCCAGCUGUCGUCGCGUCGUUCGUGGUUUCCGGUUUGAUGCACGAGGUGAUCUAUUACUACCUGACGAGGGCCCGUCCGACGUGGGAGGUGACGUGGUUCUUCGUGAUUCACGGGGUUUGCGUGGCCGCCGAGGUGGCGGUCAAGAAGUGGGUGAGGGAGAGGGAGAAAGGGUGGGGGUGGCUGUGGUUGUCGCCGGUUGUGUCGGGGCCGCUGACUGUGGGGUUUGUGGCGGUGACGGGGCUGUGGCUUUUCUUCCCUCAGGUGGUGAGGAACGGGGUGAUUGAGCGGAUCGUCGGGGAGUACUCGAUCUUCGUCGGGUUUUUGUGGAGUAGAUUUAACACCGUUUUUUCUCUCUUUUUUUCCGAGUCUUAGAUUUUAGUCAAUGUGUACUUCAUUGAUAGAUCCGAUCAAUCUCUUAAUCUUAUAUAUUAUAUUCUUUAUGCGUUAAUUAGAUACUGUGUUUCUUUUAUGGUUUUAAUUACUUAAUUGCACGGGAAAAUGUAAUCACAUGCCAUCAUUAAGCACCCGCAUCACGUGGGAAGAAGAGAUGGGGCACCAAACCCUACAUGCCAUAACUUAUUGAACGUGGGCAAUUUUUAGACAAGAUUUGCCCCUUCAACUUCUUUAUUUUAAUCAUGCUGAGAUACACUACUUAUGAUACAUUUUAAAUAGAUUGAUUUGCUUCAGUUCAAAUUUCCUGUAACGAGAGUAAAAGUAAAAAGGGUAUUUUCGUUUACACAAUCAAUUUUAUAUGAAUUAUAAUACAUUUUAAAGAGUUUGAUUUGCUCAAUUUCAAAUUUCAUGCAACGAGAGUAAAAUUAGGAAGGGUAUUUUCGUCUACACAAUCAAUUUUUUAUUUCAUCUAAAAAUAUAUCAAUGCUAGGGUUUGAACCAUGGUCUCCUCCAUCAAAGACAAGAAUUAUAACCAAUUAGACUAGACACAUUAUUUAUACUUUAUUAAUACAAAACAUCGAGGAAGUUAAAAUUAUGAAAAACAUAGUACUUUUCUAUCACGGUUAUUUAGCCUGCUAAGUCUACUGUAAGUAUUUUGCGGUGUUUGAUAAUUCUAUUUUCAUAUUUUAAUAAUUAAUUUAGAAUUUUUUCUAACUUAUAAAUGAAGGAUAUUCUUAAAAUCUCAACACAAAUAUCAUUGGUUGGAAUAUUGCGCAUUGAAUUGAAGUGUUAUGCAAUGAUGCAAUGUUCAAGCUAAGGUCCAAGUAUUAAUCACCAGUAUAUAGUAUUCAUCAUAGUUAACUAUUUCAAUAUACAUAGCUAACUAUUAAUGGUUACUUGCUUUCUCUUUGAGAGUUUAAUGUAACACUCUCAUCCCUAGCUAUGCUCUAAGCAUUUGUUUUCUUUUUCAAAAUAUCAUUUUCAGUUAUUUAUUAAAUCAACUUUGUUUCUAGCUUUCAAUUUCUAAUUAUUCAGUGUUUCAUACCAUCUUAUGGAAAUGCUCAAUAUAUUUUUUAUGUAUAAUCUAUUGACCAUAAAUGUUGCUUAUCACUUAAAUUCAACGGUAUCCAUGUUAGAUUUGAUGUCACCAACAUAUUCUCCCAAUUUCUCCAAAAGACAUCAUAUCUUGAGAUUGUUAUCAUAGUUUCGUUAGGUAAAGGCAACAAACUCAAUCAAUAUUCGAACUCUUUGGAGUAGCUAUGUACAUGCGAAUAUGAAGUACUGAGUAGCUAAAACUCUGCUUGAGUUAGUUCAAUCUUUUGCGCUAUCAAUUCAAAAUUCAAUAUAUGAUUAUCUUAUUACAAUUUAGUCAUACUAAUUGUGCAGUAGGGGACAUCUUAUCAUAAUCGUAAAGAAAGACUCUUUGAAUGAUCGCUUUCAUGAUGUAAUCAAUUAUACCAAAAUAAAAGUGACCAAAUUUAUAAGAUGUUCUCAAAGUUUUCUAUAAUUAUUGAGGUUCAACAGAACGUUAGGCGUACGACGAUUAUUGGCCAUUUUUCUAUCUCCUAGCUCGCUUAGACAUGCUUACACAUUAUCAUAAAAAUAGCAAUUUUUAAUAAUAAUGAAUAAAAUAACAGUUAUGAAACGCUUUCAUAUACUUUAGUUCAAAUUAUUUAACAACAAACGAAAUAACUCUCAAGUUUAUAAAUUAUUUUCUUUUACCAAAUAAUAUAAUUAAAUCAUUCAUGAGCUGAAAUAGCUAAUUAUAAGCACUUCAAAUUUAAGUUGAUACAAUUGUCUGAUGAAAUGGGUUUUAUAAUAGAGUGGUUUAUCGAGAGAGGUCCCUAAGAAACAUGGCUUACUUUA
This is a messenger RNA of Linum trigynum, 4023 nucleotides long. The record is from the annotation of a GenBank genome assembly. Lineage: Eukaryota; Viridiplantae; Streptophyta; Magnoliopsida; Malpighiales; Linaceae.